GCCGCCGACUGCCGCGCGCUCUCCCGUCGUGCGAUUGCGAGUGCGGUGAACGCGAGCGCUUAGGAGUUCGGAGAGUGUGUCGUGUACUAUUAUUAUUAUUAUUGUGCUGCACUGCAUCGCGCGCGCUCUCACACAAUAGCGGACGAUGUGAGGGCAAGAAAGACGGGGAAAAAAAAAUACAAACGAAAAGCAAUUUUUUCGUUCAAAUUUUUUUCCCUUCACUUCCCGUCGCCGCCGCCACCGCUCGUUUAGUGUGCGUGUGCGUGUGUGUGUACGUGCGUGUGCUUGUGGAAAACUGCCGCCGCCGCGCUUUCGUCAGGGGGGCCCCUAUCGCAUAAGGAAACGCGACGACCGACGACAACUACAGCACAACACACUACCCCGAAAGAGCCACCGAUCAUCGUCUCUGCAGGCAACUGUGGCACAGCGAGGACGUGCCUGUCGAUCAUUUGCCCGACCACAGACAUCCACCUUAUUGUCGAUCCGUUCUGGUCGUCUCGCCUUCACCUCAUCCUGGCGACUACACUACCUACCAGUCGGACGUCCUGUCCGUCGAUCUGCUAACUCCCUACCAUUGCAGUCAUCUUCGUAUCCACCACCGUCUGUAGUCCGGUAUUUCGUUUUGAAAUGCCACAGUCGCCGGACUACCAUCGCGUUCUCUGCGACGCACUGCCAAAGCCGGCCUUGUUGCUCUAAUUUACACCGUCGUUUUCGGUGCAUUAAGAUUUUAUCUUAUUUUCAACAACUUAUCUGUAAAAACCAAAUCAUUUGCCUAUAAUAUGGCUAUGGUAACAUUCAUGAAUCCUGAACUUUUUUUUUAUGUAUAAUACAAAGAGUAAUUAACAAUGGCUAGUAGAAAAUCUUGGAAGGGGCAACUGUCGUUGAAGGAGUCUGAACAUCGUCGGUAUUCAGAUUCAGAAGAACACAAGAGUAAAGCAUCAGUAUCAAAUAAUUCAGAAUUAUCAAAUUUAGUUUUGAUGCGAAACAGUACAUUAGGGCAGUCAGCACCUUCUUUAUCAAAUAGUUUGAGAGAAUUACAUGUUGCCGGGUCUGGAAGACGUUCAAACAAGGCUAGUCAUAGAAAAAGCUUUAUAUCAAAUACAUCACCCACAUUACCAAGAUGUCAUUCUCCAAUGUCAAGUAGUCCAUUGGAAAGCCCUAAAGUAGUUCACUCUCAUCCUCAUUUUCCAUUUGUUUCAAUAAAAAGGCCGUAUAAUUUACUCACUACAGAUUGCCGUGAUGGAAGAAGGUGGUCAGUUGCUUCAUUGCCAUCAUCAGGUUAUGGAACCACUUCUGGAAGUUCAAAUGUUUCAUCUCAGUGUUCCAGUCAAGAGCGUUUACACCAGCUUCCAAAUAUGCCAACCUCUGAUGAAUUGCAUAUGUUUUCCAAACAUUUUUCAUCCAAUGACAGUACCCAUAGUGCGGAAGAAGAUAACAUAAUUUACCGUAAGCCCCGUUUCAAUCGACCACGUUCAAGAAGCUUAAGCAGUCCAAGCAGAUCGCCAGUUCUUGAUAAUGAUAUUGUUAUGAUGAAUGUGCUUUAUAAAGAUAGGUUUCCCAAGGCUACUCAUCAGAUGGAAGAACGUUUAAGCAUGUUUAUAAAUGAAUAUGAAAAACUUAGUUUAGAACACAUAGAAAUAUCAGCAGAUGCUGUACCUAUUGUUAGAUUUGUUAACCAUCAAGUAUUGGAGAUAGCUAGAGAUUGCUUAAAAAAAUCUGAAGAAAAAUUAAUAACACGAGGUUAUUUUUAUGAAAUGUCAGAAAAUUUGGAGUUAUUGUUGGCCGAGGCGAGAGAAAAGUCUGAAGAAGCCACUGCACUACUGACAGGAACAAUGAAAAAAUUGUUAUUAAUAAUAUCUAGACCAGCUAGGUUACUUGAGUGCUUAGAAUUUGAUCCUGAAGAAUUUUAUCAUUUGUUAGAACAAGCUGAAGGUCAAGCUAAAAUCUGUCAAGGCAUUAAGGAUGAAAUACCACAAUAUAUAAUAGGAAAAUUAGGAUUAACUCGUAACUCAGUUGAUGAUAUUGAUGUAAACUUUCACAAAUUAGAUGAAUAUUCUUCGUCUUUAAUGAAAAAGACUCAACAACAAAGUACCAAAAAAGAUACAUUUUCUUCUCCACCUUCAGAAGUUGAUUUUGAUGUAAUUAAAUUGAUUUCGAAUGGUGCAUAUGGCGCUGUGUAUCUAGUAAGACAUAAACAAACCCGUCAACGGUUUGCAAUGAAGAAAAUUAUUAAGAAUAAUUUAAUGUUACGCAAUCAAAUUGAACAAGUAUUCGCCGAGCGGGAUAUCAUGAGUUUUACUGACAAUCCAUUUGUGGUCACCAUGUACUGCAGUUUUGAAACAAGGAAACAUCUUUGUCUUGUAAUGGAAUAUGUCGAAGGAGGCGAUUGUGCAUCUCUUUUGAAAAAUAUUGGCCCUUUACCGCCAGAUAUGGCAAAAUUUUAUUUUGCUGAAACUGUACUUGCCGUAGAAUACCUUCACAAUUACGGUAUUGUGCACCGUGACUUAAAACCUGACAAUCUUCUAAUUACUGCAUUAGGCCAUAUAAAACUGACUGAUUUUGGAUUAAGUAAAAUGGGUUUGAUGUCAUUGGCAACUAAUUUAUAUGAAGUACAUGUGGAUAGAGAUACACGACAAUUUUCUGACAAACAGGUUUUUGGUACACCUGAGUAUAUAGCUCCAGAAGUAAUCCUAAGACAAGGUUAUGGGAAACCAGUAGAUUGGUGGUCUAUGGGAAUAAUAUUGUAUGAAUUUUUGGUAGGGUGUGUACCAUUUUUUGGUGAAACACCCGAAGAACUUUUUGCUCAUACUGUAAAUGAUGAUAUUGAAUGGCCAGAUGAAAACGAAUGGCCAAUUCAGCCAGAGGCCAAAAACAUAAUAUCGUCAUUACUGCAACAAAAUCCUAGAGAUCGAUUGGGUACUGGUGGAUCACACGAAGUCAAAGAUCAUCCUUAUUUCUAUGGAGUUGAUUGGAACUCAUUAUUGAGACAAAAAGCUGAGUUUAUGCCACAAUUAGGCAAUGAAGAAGAUACUAGUUAUUUUGACUCCAGAACUGAUCGUUAUAGUCAUGAAAUUGAUGAGGAUACAGAUGAUGACUCAUUGAUUUUGGGUACAUUUUCAUCUUGUUCGCCACAAUUCAAAAAAGUAGCAAGUAAAUUGUCAAUGAGCAAUGAAUAUUCAUCAUUAUCCCCUUCAGUAAACUAUAAAGAUGAUUCUUUAUCUAUCAAUACUGGUAAGAAUAUAGAAAUUAUAUUUUUCUCUGUUGAAUGUUUGUACACAUCAGCGUCAGAAGGAGAAACAGUUGAUGAAAGUUUAAAAUCACCUAUAGCCAAGAAAACAACUAUUGACAAGUCACAAAAUGAAGACAAUGAAUCAAAUACUCAAAUCAGUCGUAGGCGGCGCUUAUAUAGUAAAGAAAGUAUACCAAAAUUCUCAAUUUCAAUUGAAGAUGACAGAUCUCCGCAACUAAGGAGUUUAUCGGAAAAUGAGUCUGAUGAUCCUUCAUCAGAAAAAAAAGAGGAAUUCCUAAGUUUACCUGUGACUGCUAAUCUAUGUCCCACUUUACCACCUUCACCAAGUACUUCAAGCAUGUCGAAAAAUCACAAAAGCAAUACUCUUGGUGGUCAACGGGCAAGAUCUGUCAUUAAGAGUUUUUCAGCCACCGGAUUGUCUCUGAUGAUACCGCCUGAAUCCAGUAACAAUGGAAUGCAAAUGAAGUCUCCAGGAUCGUGUAGUGCAUUGAACUCACCCUGUCGUGAUGUGCCUUUAAUCACCAGCUUAAAGCCACCAAUUAUAUUGCGCAGAGGUCCUUCUGGCUUCGGGUUUACAGUUAAUACUAUUCGUGUAUACUUUGGAGAUAGUGAUUUCUACACUAUGCACCAUUUAGUAAUGGCAGUGGAUUCCGGAAGUCCGGCAUUCGAGGCAGGUCUGAGCCCCGGAGACUUGAUUACACACGUCAACGGAGAACAAGUCCAGGGGAUGAACCAUACACAAGUGUUACAGUUGCUGUUGUCCGGCGGCGACAAGGCUACCCUGCGGUCCACGCCGCUAGAGUUCACGACCAUCAAGACGGGUGGACGGCGCCGGGAACCUGGCCAGAGCAAAUUGGCGUCGAACGCCAGGCACAGAGGCCUUGGGUUCGCGCACCACUCGCACCGGCAUAAGAGGUCGCAGCGUAAGGACAUACCGGCUGGCGAGAGCAGGCGCCGACAAAAGUCGUCGCUGUUCCGGCGAAUCAGCACCAAGUGCACGCCCGACUAUCAGCAGCUUACCAUGAUGGGAAACCGAUCGCCGGCUGUCGGAGGCUUCGCGCAGGACGCGGCGCCGGCCGUUGCGUCGUCUACGUCCGCGGACUACUCGUCUUCGACCAGCUCUUCGAGCUCGUCUACCAACUCGUCGCCGACUGUGACGCCCAACUCGCCCACGCCUUACCAGCGGCCGUCCACGCUGCACGGGCUCAAGCACAAGCUGCACUCGGCCACCAAAAACCUGCAUUCGCCGAACCGGCGCAAGUCCGUCGGCCAUAUACCACUGUCGCCGCUUGCUCGGACCCCGUCGCCGUCGCCGCUACCGCAGUCUCCCACUCGGUCGCCCAGCCCGCUGACGUUCUCGUCUGGCCACCAGCCCGGAAGCUCUAAUACCACGCAGUCGUACAGUCCGUCGUCGCUGACGUCGUCCAACCCAGCGGCGGCGGGAGCAAGUGGCGUGGCCGUGUCUGGGUGUGGGGCGACGGCCGGCGUUGGAGGUAUCGGCGGCCCGUCAGGCUGUUGCAUCAGUGCCGUCAGUGGCGGCGCUGUAGUUGUCGUCAAGAAGACGGCUGGCUCGUCGUUCGGCCGGCCGUGCAAGACGUCGGAACCGGGGUCGCCACUACUGCGCCGGGCCCUGUCGCCCGACCGGUUGCACCCGCGUACCGCCGAGACCAAGUCCAAUUCCAUUUCGCCACUUUGCGACCCCGCGCUCAAGGUGACCACGCACCACGCGCCACGCGUCACGGUCACCACCAAGUCGCCGCCGAUGUGCGCGCGUGGACCCGGCGCCGCGGCCGCCAACUCACCGUUGUCCAAGACCUGCACUACCACCACCACUACCACGCCGACGACGAAAAUAUUGCAAAACAAUUCGGCAGCUUCGACACCCGCCGAUGAGAAGGCCGCCGUCGUUCCGGUUGCCAGUAGUAAAAACGAACAGCCGCCCUCGUCACAGGUGAACAAAAUGUUCUUGGCGGACGUCGGUAGUGGCGGCGGUGGUCACGUCUCGUUGCCUCGUAUAGCCGAAGAAAGAGAUCAUCUGCAGCAGAAUAAUCUUCAUCAUCAUCAUCAUCAUAAUCAUCAGCUGGUGCAGCCAGUUGUCGCAGCCGUCGCCGUAGUCGACAGGCCGAAACCCGCCAAAUCCGCAAAUGGUGGCUGCAGGUAUUUCUUCAACAGGAAAUACAAACAACAGAGAGAACAGCAGCAACAGCAGCAACAGCAGCAACAGUCUCAACCGCAGACGCCGUCUUGUUGUAAGCCCGACGAGGCGUGCAAGAACGGCGCCACCGGUAGACACAGUACGACGAACGAUGCGUCGCCGCCGUCCACGCCGUCUCCGCAUCAACCUUGAGUGGUGACGGCGGCCGACGGACGACGACGACGACUUACCGGUCGACGGCCGCUCGAUCUUUUCCGCCCACGACUAUAACUCAUUUUAUUUUUUACUCCGAGGCUCUUGACUCUUAGCCCUCCCCCCCCCCCUCUAACGGGCUUUUGCGAUUGAUUAUUAUCAUCAUCAUUCAUAUUAUAAAUAUUAUCCUUUAUAGACGAGGUGAAAACUGUAGGUAUGUUUUUGUUGAAUUUUUUUUUUUUAUAAUUUAUAUAUAUAUAUAUAGUUUACGUUUUGAUCAUUUUUUUCCGCGCUAUGAGAACACCUCGCCGCCGCUUUUAUCACCGUAGAUAGAGUAAAUGUCAUAGGACUACUUGUAGAUAAAUACUCGUAAUUAUAGUAACCACUGUUUUAUCAAAUAAUGUACGUAUACGUUCGUCGGCAAUAUUAUUGUUAUUUCACAUCUGCGACCAAUCCGAAACGAUUUAAAUGUAUGAUAUCCGUUCACUACUGCAACGAUGCUCUGUAUUUCAUUAUUGACUAUUGUUUAGGAACAAUUUUAAUAAUUUCAGUAACGUUGGUUUUGGUCUGGGCGAAUUUUUUUCUUUCAAUUAUACUUCGGUUUCGUUUUAUACGACCUAUAAGUGUGCGCGUGUGCCCGUGGUACGUUGAUGUAUCGCGCAAUUAGAUAUUUGUACUUAGUUAAGUGGUUGUGUGUUUUCAUCCGAGUUCGUUUAUCGUACAAUAUGUUAAUUAUAGGUAUUUAUACUACCUAUACGUUGUGUGUUAGUUUGUGUUUGUGUUUAUGGAUCGUGUGUGUGUAAUAUUAUUGAAUGUAAUAAAUGCCACACUCGAUGUUCGAUUAGUAUUAGUGAAAACUGUGAACUGAUUGCGUUUUCGGUAUUACUCAAUCUAGAGUUAUUUAUUUGUGAUAUUUUGUGAUAGAUAUACAAUGCCCAAAUAUUAUUUUUUUUUCAUAAUUUUUGACUUUAAUAAUAAUAAGUAGGUAGGUAGGUAGGUAAUAGGUAUGUAGUUUCCAAACACGUUAUCAUAGAAACCCAUUAAAUUGUAUUAUUCAUAACAUAUUACUAUUUAUUUACUAUAAUAUAACCAUCACUUUAGGUUUAUAUGUAUAAAUAUAAUAUAUGUAUGUACGAUAUAUAUAUAUUAUACACAAUAUACAUAUACUAACCUAUAUUUUAUUUAUAAUAUAUUUUGUUUCUAUUGUCAUCAAAAUAAUUUAAUAAUUAAACUCUUUUUAGUAUUCUAUUCGUAAAAAUCCUUCAAUGGUGAUAGUUAUAAGUAUACGUCAGGUUUAUUUUUUUUCCAUAUUGCGUACAUUGUAUUUAAAAUUUAAAUUAAAAGAAUUGUAAAUCGUUUUAAAAGACUGGAGAUUCAUUAAUCAUAUUUGUAUAAUUUAAACAUUGCACUCUAUGAGCAAAAUAUUUAAUUUCGUUUUUUAAUAUAAUAUUUAUCAGCAAUUCGUCAUCCUGGAUGUAAAACAAUUUGUAUUUAGUAUCGUUCUAAACGGUUUUAUAUUUAUCAAUAUUAAGAUAAAAUGUUUUAAAUAUAUUUAAUCAAUUUUUCUAUUAAAAAGGUAAGUAUAGGUAUUAGGAAAUAAUUUGUAAUAAGAGUGCCAAUCGCAAUUUUAGAAUACUUUUUUGCAAUAAGUCAACCAAUUUGUUCAACGCGUGAAAAUGUGUUUUUUCUUUGUAAUUUUAGUUUUAAGGCUCGUUAAUAAGCCAAAGUCUUGUUAUGUUCUGUUAUGAUACGUCGUUAUGAAAAAUGUUCGAAAGCACAUCCGCAACACUCGUUUCGAUAUCAAACUCGUCACAUUUUUCUUAGGCGGUUCGUUAUAUCCGUUUUCAAUUUAUAUUUUAUUUUUGCUUUCUUCCUUUCUUCCUAUCAUGUGUCUACCCUAAAUUAUCGUUAAUGUAAAACAUUAUGACCCUGUUAUUAUAUUUUAGUGUCAUAGUUUUUCCUGCAUUUCGCGACGUCAUCGGAGCUCAAAGGGUAAAUGUUAAAAAAACAAAUACCAAAAAAUUAUUUAUUUAUUACCAAACUUUAAUUAUUAUAAACAAUCGUUUGCGCAGUGACGGUGCAUACUGUGCACCGACACAGUAUAAUAACAUAGGUACAAUAAUGUUUUACAUUAUACGAUUAUUCGCUGUGCCUCAUGUCCCAGCACUUUCUUGUUUUUAUUUUAUGUAUUUUCUUCUUUUACUUUACGUUUUUUCUUGUUAAUAUUACAGUAAAACUUCCAUAUUACGAAGUCUCAUGGGGCAUAUAAAAAAAAUCGUAUUAUAUAGAAUUUCGUUAAAUAUAAUUGAAUAAAUUUGGUUCUUAUUUGGUUUGGUUCUCAAAAAUAUUUCGUUAAACAAAAAAUUUUGUUAAAUGAAAGUUCGUUAUAUGGAAGUUUCACUGUAUAAUAUAUAUAAAUAUUUCGCGAAUGCAAUUUAUCAUUUAGGUGUUCCAUGUUUAUUACAUAUUUAUUUAUCUUCUAUUGGAUCAUAUAUUUUGUAAUAAUAUUAAUACUAUUACUACUACUACUACUACUACUAAUAAUAAUAAUAAUAAUAAUAAUAAUAAUAAUAAUAAUAAUAAUAAAUAUUAUCAUCGUCCUGUAAUGGGUCGAACUUUCCGUCAUGUCUACCGUCCGUUGGUAUCUUUUUUCUUACAGGUACAUACCGAAACGGUAUUAUGAAAAUCGCGAUCGUGUAGGGAUUUUCUUUUUUUUUCGUUCCCCAAAUACAUAAUACCACAGUCUUAGCGCGUGCUUAUCCACGAGAACCGCGUUUCUUUACUAGAUGUGCAUAAUACACGUUCGCUUCCCAACCCCCCCCGUUUGAUUUUAAUUUAUUUAUUAUUACUAUUUUUAAGGUAAUGUAUUGGUUUUCCUCUUUUAGAUAGAUAUGUCAUAAUCGUUAUUUUAUUAUUUAUUAUUAUAAUUUUUUUUUUUAACAUUUUCAAUGUACAAAAUAGUUGAUAAAUUGUAUCUAAUCAAUAAACUUAUUUUUUUUAA
Molecule: messenger RNA, 8598 nt
Organism: Acyrthosiphon pisum (pea aphid)
Lineage: Eukaryota; Metazoa; Arthropoda; Insecta; Hemiptera; Aphididae
Gene: dop
Product: microtubule-associated serine/threonine (MAST) protein kinase dop
Exons: 23
Coding region: 846-5597 (1583 amino acids)
Biological process (GO): peptidyl-serine phosphorylation; intracellular signal transduction
Molecular function (GO): protein binding; protein serine/threonine kinase activity; ATP binding
Source: RefSeq, a predicted model, not a curated record